AUGCAGUCUGAAGUGAAUUUUUUGGGAAGGCUUUCGCAUCCCAACCUCGUCAAACUCUUGGGUUAUUGCUGGGAGGAUAAGGAACUUCUCCUUGUGUACGAGUUCAUGGCAAAGGGGAGCCUAGAACAUCACCUCUUCAGAAGAGCGGCAGCUUGCCAGCCACUCUCAUGGAGCCUGAGGCUGAAGAUAGCGAUAGGUGCAGCUCGUGGCCUUGCAUUCUUACAUGCAUCAGAGACAAAAAUCAUCUACAGAGAUUUCAAGUCUUCCAACAUUCUUCUUGACUCGAACUACAACGCAAAACUCUCCGAUUUCGGGCUGGCAAAGAAUGGACCAAGCGAUGGAGACUCCCAUGUCACCACGCGAGUCAUGGGAACGCGGGGUUAUGCAGCUCCGGAGUACAUCGCUACCGGCCAUCUCUAUGUGAAGAGUGAUGUAUAUGGAUUUGGAGUGGUGCUGCUAGAAAUGCUGUCUGGCCAGCGGGCGCUCGAUCCGAAUCGACCAAGUGGGAAGCAAAACUUGGUAGACUGGGCUAAACCAUUCCUAGCAGACAGGAGAAAGCUUGCAAGCUUGAUGGAUCCACGGCUCGAGGGGCGGUAUCGAUCUAAAGGCGCUCUUCAGGCAGCGCAACUCACUCUAAGGUGUCUUGCUGGUGAUCCUAAACGCCGUCCAUCUAUGGAGGAAGUUGUGCAGACCCUUGAGCAUAUUGAAGCCUUGAAAAACAGAUCAAAAGAGUCCAAAGAUGUGGCUUCCCAGCCUAUAGCCUGAAAUCAUGGCCCAACCCCAGUGCAUCGACGUUGACCACUUGCAUCCAAGGCAUGAUGGUGCCCAGAGCUGACACCGUAAGCACUGAUUUGAUCAGUUGUGCUUGCAGACCUAGACAUUUUUUCUCUAUUUAACCUUUAACUGUUGAUUUUAUUUUUCACAAUCUGAGGUGUUCUAUGGAUUCAAGGAUGUAUAGGUAAUUUGUAUUAGCGAUCAAUCAUCACCAAUCUCUGGUUUAAUUAGUUGUACUUGUAUAUCAAGCCAAUAUUUGUUCUGUGUAAGCUAACUGUUCUUAUUUUCUAUAAUUCAAGGGGCCUAUGAGUUCAA
Molecule: messenger RNA, 1089 nt
Organism: Phoenix dactylifera (date palm)
Lineage: Eukaryota; Viridiplantae; Streptophyta; Magnoliopsida; Arecales; Arecaceae
Source: RefSeq, a predicted model, not a curated record